GAUGCAGUUUUAUUGCUAUGGUAUAAGCACACACAUCAGUACAAACAGUAAUAUUCAGAGAUGGGGUUUUUUUUUUAGCAAAUGACAUUUAAUUUAUAUUGCAAAUAACUUUCAUUUAAGCAACUCGGUUUAAGGAAGACAACAUUUUAGACAGGAAAAACAAUCAUCAUGGUAAAUAAUAAAAGUAACUGCCAUAAGCAUUGCCAUAAAUCUCACACCCACAAUAUAAAUUACACAACAAUAAAACACAAUUCCUUAGAUGUUGUUGUUUUUCCUGCAAUUUCCUAAAGGUGCGGUCAUUAUCAAAUAUAAGGGAGAAGCACAGAAAGUAUGUUUAGUGCUGCGUUACUUUUUUUGUUUCUAUUUCUAACAUCUUAAUCCUAGUGAUGGAUAAGCACAUUAAAUGCAAUGGUAAACAAGAAAGGACAUGGUUACAAAUAGACAAAGCUAAUCUGAAGGCCUAUAUAAAGGGUCUUUUAAUUCUCUAUCAUUGUACCUUUCUUACAUGGCUGCCUUUGAAUGACUUUCUACUUUGCCCUAAGCUGAGGAGUUGUGUUGUGUGAUGGUUUGUUUAGACUGAGGGAUGAAUAAAUGUGAAGAAAAAAACAGAGACUUUAGAAAGGGCAAUGAUGUAGACUGCACUGCAGAACAUACACUUAAAGAUGAUUCAGUUUAUGACUGCAUCACAACACAAUAGAUCCUUUACUGAAAUGUUAGGUUGACUAUAAGACAAAUACAUGACUGAACAGCUUUUUAAGACCUCAGUUGUAGAGCUGCAAAGUGAAACAGUAAGCUAUGAGUCUCUUUGAGUCAGAUAAAUCAUAGAACAGACUUUAGUUAUAAUUAUACCAUUAUACCAGCUUUCCAUUCAUUAUACAAUUUCAUUCUAAGCGUAAAAGACUUGGGCGUGGAAACACUUCUGAGUAAAUGUCCUCAGAAGGGUGGGGUGUUGGAUGGGUUAUCGUUGUAGCUGAUACAUGUUGCAUCAAGUAUGGCAACUUGCUGAUUCACCAAGAUCUAUAUCAAGAAAUUUAUGAGUUGCUAUAUUCAACACUAACGUUACCUGAAGAAAACGAAUACAAGGCUGAUACACAGUCAAAACUACUCCUACAAAGCACCUCGUGAUCAUUUCCCGAACGUAGAUGUUAUUGGAAACACGCAGGUUUCCACAAUAUUAACAAUAUAUUUUAAAAAUUGUGAUAUGAAGCAUGUACAGUGCACAUUCCUUAAACAAAAUAUCCAGUGAUAACGCCUGACAGCUUGGCAACUUUGCGGAAAUAUGAAAAUGGGCUCCCCAGUUCUUUUAUACCCAACUGACAACAUCAGGUUAAUGUAGACGUGACCAAAGUGACAGAAAGAACCAAUCAAAAACAGCCACAGGUGUUAAAGCAAAAGAAAUCCUGAGCCUGAACUUUCUUUUUGCAGGGUUGCAGAGUAGACACACACGCAGGGUUAUUUUUCAAACAAAAAAGAACAUUAUUUCUCUUGAAAAUAACUAGUAACAUGCCGUUUUUGAGCUUCUCAGACAGACGUUUCUUAAACUUUGAUGGUAUGUGUAUGGAUCACAGAAUGACUCGAAAUAAGUGGGGGCAUAAUUAUAACCCACAAAACAAUAGUUUUAUGCAAUUAUGGUAUAUAAAAACACAGCUUAACAUACCAACUGAACUACAAACUGUGAAACGAAAACAAUAUAAAUUCCUAUUAAAGCUACAAAGGUUAUGGAGUCAGCAGUGAGUGGUUCUCUUUUCAUUUGUUUGAGUCAUAUCAACCACAUAGAAUAGAAGGAGGCUGCUGUCACUAAUGUAUUGACAUCCGUUUUCUUUCUCAACUUUUUACGCUCACUUCAGACAAAAACGACCAUGUUUAUGACUUAACUCUGUGAGAUAGGUGCAAUAAACCGUGAAAACGUUUGAAAACGAUUUAGACGCUUUAGAAAUGGAGGUCUGAUUAGAUGAUUUGCCGAAACACAAAGUUAUCGAUCUUCAUGACACAGUCUCCAAUUUGUGCAUGUCAUAUUUGUCAUAAUGGACUUAAAAGCUGCCCCCGCUUAGGCUUUAUAAACUUACUCUCGAUCCUGCCGACUGUUCGCUUGCUAACGUACUCUCCAACUGACGUCUCCACUCCGGCAACCAAGACCCGCCCCAUUUUAAUUCUGAUUGGCUAGUAAUGUUUGUUUGGUUGAGAGUGAUAGCCGUGUUCCUCUCAUACCAUUGACUUGGCUGACAGUCUGUCACAAUCACCAUGGCAUGUGAACAAAAAAUGUGCUCUGUCAAGAGCUGCCAGAUGUUGCCAGAUGUGGUGACAACAGAACAACAAUCUCUGGCGCUUGUGAAGAAACUUCUAGCCAUUGCUGUCUCAAGCAUCACUUACCUGAGAGGUCUUUUCCCAGAAAAAGCCUAUGGAAGUAAAUAUGUUGGAGAAUUAAAAGUCCUGAUUCUACGAGAGCAAAGUUGUCCUGGUGCUCAACAGAUUGUGCAUUGGUUGCAGGGAUGUUUUGAUGCACUUCAAAGAGGAUAUCUGCGCAUGGUUAUUCUGUCAAUUUACUGUGAUCCAGACAAUCCACAGAAAGUCACUGAAUGUUACCAGUUCAAAAUCAAGUACACAGAGAAGGGACCUCAGAUGGACUUUGAGAGCAAAAAUGGACAGAGUAUGACUAAAAUGGCCUGUGACAACACACAGAAAUCUAGCACGCUGCUUGUGCGCAAACUUUACAUGCUCAUGCAGAAUCUCGGCACGUUGCCUGACAACGUCUGCCUCAACAUGAAACUCUUUUACUAUGAUCAUGUGACCCCUCAGGAGUAUCAGCCACCUGGCUUUAAGGAAGACGACAGCGGGACAUUGGUAUUUGAGAGGGAACCAGUGAAUCUGACCAUGGGAGAGGUGGUCACACCUUUUCACAGUCUUAGAAUGAACGUCACAACUGAGCGAAAGAGACUUGAGCCGGUAGAUGCUGACGAUGAUGUGGCGGUGUGUGCAAGUACCAAAUGGUCUUUGAAGUUUGAGGAUGAAGUGAUGUCUGAAACCUCUGUUCAGCAGGAGCACAUGAUGAAAGAGAAUGUCAUCACUGAUGCUUGUGUUGAAAACUCUGAGGCUCCAGAAAGCUCACAACAGGCUCACAGAAAUAACAAAGUGGUUCUUACAACAAAUAGAAUGGAAACACCGCAUGGACAGAUGGACAAUCUGGUAAAAAAAACUGCUGAUCUUAGGAUGGACAAAAGGAAGACCCGGAGUGGAUGCAUCUUCGAGCCUCAGAUCUCAAAGUUUGAGUUCCCAUUAAGCCAAGAUCCUCAGCCAUCUGCACCGAAGAGACGCAAAUUCAGUGUACCCAAAUAAUACUAGUGACACACGUACAGUACAUACAGCAACAUACUACCGCAUGCUUGAUGGUUUGUAGUUUUAUUUUGUUUGAUCUUUUCAGUUGUCAAAAUGCAUUGCACAAGGUUCUGUAGACAAAACAAGAUUUAUAGUUAAAGUAAACGUGACGAGUGUGCAUGAUGAGUGCACAAAAUCGUAUGAUUUCACAUUUUGUUAUUAAUGGUGAUUGUCUAUCAGAUAAAUUUGAAUAAAGUCAUAAUUGAGCUUGAAGUGCCAGAAGAGUGCAUUGCUGGAUUUUAGUCACAUCAGCCAACAUGUAAAGUUUCUAUUAGCCCACUAGAUGGCAGCAAACACAUUGCGUGAUGGAAAAAAU
Messenger RNA from Triplophysa rosa, 3688 nucleotides. It is a transcript of the gene hormad1, whose product is annotated as HORMA domain containing 1. Bases 2242 to 3333 code for a protein of 363 amino acids. The record is from RefSeq and is a predicted model, not a curated record. NCBI's taxonomy places the organism in Eukaryota, Metazoa, Chordata, Actinopteri, Cypriniformes, Nemacheilidae. The transcript has 15 exons.